Molecule: messenger RNA, 2046 nt
Organism: Zasmidium cellare ATCC 36951
Lineage: Eukaryota; Fungi; Ascomycota; Dothideomycetes; Mycosphaerellales; Mycosphaerellaceae
Exons: 3
Coding region: 1-2046 (681 amino acids)
Biological process (GO): DNA topological change
Cellular component (GO): nucleus
Molecular function (GO): DNA topoisomerase type I (single strand cut, ATP-independent) activity; DNA binding
Source: RefSeq, a predicted model, not a curated record
AUGGUUUCCAAGGUACUCUGCGUGGCUGAAAAGCCUUCCAUCGCCAAAGCCGUCGCGAAUCACUUGGCUGGUCAAGCUGUGCAAGCGCGCAAUGUUCAAGGCGAAACGUAUACCAAAAACUAUGUCUUCCAGUACAACUUCCCCACCUGGGGUCCUUGCGAAGUGACCAUGACAUCUGUCAGAGGCCAUCUCAUGGAAAAUGACUUCGAAGCUCAGUACAAGAACUGGAAUAACUCGGACCCGGUCGUACUAUUUGAGGCUCGUAUAAGCACUUUUGUCAAAGAAGACAACAGGGGAAUCGCACAGAACAUCGAGAGACAGGCCCGGUACAGCCAAUACCUCUACAUCUGGACCGACUGUGACCGAGAAGGCGAGCACAUUGGAAGUGAAAUUCGCGAUAUUGCGUGCAAGUCGAAUCAACAGCUUCGCGCGCCAGGACGAGUAGUUCGGGCUCGAUUUUCCAAUAUCGAGAGAGCUCAUAUCAUCAGUGCGGCGGGAAGCCCGAUACCACUGGAUGAAGCUCAGGCGAACGCGGUCUCAUCGAGACAGGAGCUGGACCUUCGAAUCGGUGCUUGCUUUACACGAAACUUGACACUGACACUCAGGGACAUGGUGAGAGCACAUGGCGACAAUCGCAUUAUAAGUUACGGGGGCUGUCAAUUUCCUACACUAGGCUUUGUGGUGGAACGAUAUUUCCGAGCACGGAAUUUCAAGCCAGAGACCUUCUGGAGCAUCAAAGUCAUGCGUCAGAAAGACGACAUCAAGGUCAACUUCAGCUGGGCGCGCAAUCAUCUGUUCGACCGCAUGAUGGUGGUGAUCCUAUUCGAGCGAUGCUUGACCGCCCGGACCGCAUCUGUCACGAAAGUGCAGACCAAACCGACCAGCAAAUGGAAGCCACUCCCAUUGACCACAGUUGAGCUCCAGAAAUGUGGUAGCAGAUUCCUCCGCAUGGACAGCCACCGCGUCAUGACUAUCGCAGAGAGCCUGUACCAACGGGGCUUCCUCAGCUAUCCUCGAACAGAGACCGACCAGUUCGACCGUGGCAUGAAUUUGCAGUCCCUGGUCCAGAAGCAGACGCAGAGUCAAGCCUGGGGCCAGUUCGCCCAAGGACUGGUGAACGGCGGGUUUUCCUGGCCAAGAAACGGGCGUAAUAAUGACAAAGCUCAUCCGCCAAUCCAUCCUGUCAACUUUGUAGCUCCCAAUGUUCUGAACGCAGAGGAGCAACGAGUGUACGAGUUUGUCGCUCGACGCUUUUUGGCGUGCUGCAGUGAAGAUGCCAGAGGGAGCAAGACCGAGAUUCAGAUCCAGUAUGGUCCAGAGGUAUUCACUACAUCUGGCCUGACGGUGCUGGAGCGGAAUUACCUCGACGUAUACCCUUACGACAAAUGGACGAGCAGCCAGCAGCUACCCGAUUUUCGAGAGGGUGAGGUCUUCGUGCCGACUGAAGCUCGCAUCCACGAAGGAAAGACGAGUCCGCCUGGCUAUUUGACCGAACCUGAGCUCAUUGCGCUGAUGGAUGCCAAUGGAAUUGGCACUGAUGCCACGAUGGCGGAGCACAUUCUCACAAUCAAGACGCGAGAAUAUGUUGAGGCGAGGCCUCGAGCCCGUCAACCACGUAACGAGGGCGACGAAGAGUCUGAUGCUGAAGAUGAACCCGUUGAUCAGCCUGCUUCACGCGGAGGACGGGGCCGUGGGCGUGGAAGAGGCCGCGCAGGACGUGGUGGUCGUGGCGGCGGCAAUGCACGCGGAGGCGGCACUACGACUGGAGUCCAAGAGUUCAUUCCGACUACGCUUGGUGUUGCUCUGAUCGAGGGUUACGAGAACAUGGGCUUCGAGAUAAGCCUGGCCAAGCCUUUCCUGCGCAAGGAGAUGGAGCUCAAGAUGAAGGCCAUCUGCGAAGGCCGAAAGACUCGUGCUGAAGUCGUUGCGGAAACGGUCGAACAGUAUCGAGCUGUGUAUGUUCGAACGCAACAACGGCUUGGUAUGCUCCGAGCAGUAAGUAUGCCUACGUUCAAGUUGGUGUUGCUGUCGCUGACCGAGACUUGA